Messenger RNA from Eruca vesicaria subsp. sativa (arugula), 1338 nucleotides. NCBI's taxonomy places the organism in Eukaryota, Viridiplantae, Streptophyta, Magnoliopsida, Brassicales, Brassicaceae. The record is from the annotation of a GenBank genome assembly.
ACACAAUUCACGACCACUUGAGAAACAUAACACUCACUGAUAAAAAAAAAAAAAAAGCUCAUUGUUUUUUUUUUCGCGCACACACUGAAGAUCUCAUAGUGUCGACAUGGGUUAUUGCCAAGACGACAAGCUAGUGAACACGAUCUGCGAUCUGUACGAAAAGAUCUCGAAGCUGGAGAGCCUGAAACCUUGUGAAGAUGUCGACACUCUUUUCAAGCAGCUCGUGUCCACAUGCAUGCCACCAAACCCUAACAUCGACGUCACCAAAAUGUCUAAAAGCAUCCAAGAGAUGAGAUCAAACCUCAUUAAGCUCUGUGGGCAUGCUGAAGGUCACUUAGAGCGUCACUUCUCUUCAAUCUUAACCUCGUUUGAAGACAGCCCACUACACCAUUUGAACCUUUUCCCGUACUACGACAACUAUCUCAAACUAAGCAAGCUCGAGUUCGAUCUUCUCGAACAGAACCUCCACGGAUUUGUUCCAAAGACUGUAGCUUUCAUUGGCUCUGGUCCUCUCCCUCUCACUUCCAUCGUUCUUGCCUCUUUCCAUCUCAAAGACUCAAUCUUUCACAACUUUGAUAUCGACUCAUCAGCGAACUCCGUUGCAGCUCGUCUGGUAUCGUCUGAUCCUGACCUCUCUCAACGCAUGUUGUUCCACACAGUUGAUGUAAUGGAUGUAACAGAGAGCUUGAAGGACUUCGACGUUGUGUUCCUGGCAGCUCUUGUCGGGAUGGAUAAACAAGAGAAGAUUAAAGUGAUCGAGCAUCUUGAGAAACACAUGUCUCCUGGUGCUUUGCUCAUGUUGCGAAGCGCUCAUGGACCUAGAGCAUUUCUAUAUCCAAUCGUUGAGCCUUGUGAUCUCCAAGGUUUCCAAGUGUUAUCGGUUUAUCGCCCGACCAAUGAAGUUAUCAACUCUGUGGUGAUCUCAAGGAAGCUCGCUGGAGAUGUAGGUAAUGGUGUUAUUCAUGAUCACAUGGAUCAAGCUUCUGAGCUCGCGGGCAACUGUUUCCAGAUCCACGCGAUUAUGAACAAGAAGAAGAGCAUUGUCGAGGAGUUCACAGGAUCUAUUGAAGAACAGCUUUCUUAGAGAUUACUGUUUCAUUACAGUUUUCUUGAUCAGUACUGUCUUUUUCCUACAAUAAACUGGCUGUUCAUGCUACAGUAUCGUUCUUGUCUUUUCUUUGUUCUGUUUCUUGGCAUCUGAUUUGAGAUUUGACGAUGACCAUUUCAUUUUGUUGGAUUCUGACAAGUCUAUUGCAAUUUGCAAAGGAUCAAUCAAACUUAAUCUGUGACAGAACCGAUUACUCUUGUCGGUAUUAAAUAGAAAGAAAACAUAAAUGG